Messenger RNA from Paramuricea clavata, 678 nucleotides. Lineage: Eukaryota; Metazoa; Cnidaria; Anthozoa; Malacalcyonacea; Plexauridae. The record is from the annotation of a GenBank genome assembly.
AUGCGUUGGUUUACACUAUUUGAAAAACAAACACAACGAUCUUGUCUAAUAACGCCAUCAUUGCUCUCAAACUCGUUCAGCGCCUUUGAUAAUCAAUCAUCACCGCCGGCUACUCCCUCUCGAGGUUCUAAUACUGUAUUCGCUUCAACCCCCAAUCCAAUACCUAGGUCUAAACGAGUUAAAUCUAAACGUCAUCUAAAAGGAAUGAUCAUCAAUUGUAACGGUUUGAAAGGUGCAUCGCGUUUUACAGAAUUUCAAGCUCUACUUGACCUACACAACCCUGACGUUGUUCUAGGAACUGAAUCAAAGCUACACAAGGAUAUACCCACUUGCUCUGUGUUUCCACCCAACUACACUGUCUAUAGAGAAGACAGAAAUGCAAAUGGUGUUUUUCAAGCUGUUAAAUCCGAUAUUGUAUGCGAAGACUGUCCAAAAUUCGUUGCGAACUGUGAAAUUCUUUGGUCCUCAGUAAAGUUCCAGAAUACCAAGAAAUUAUACCUAGCUUCCUAUUACAGACCUCCCAACUCCUCUUCCGAAGCCCUUGAUGAGCUCCAGAAAUCUAUAAACUGUGUGUUUUAUUCGACUAAUAAUCAUCCAAAUAUUAUUCUAGGCGGUGAUUUUAAAUUAACCUUGGAGACAUCGACUGGAAACCUGAGUCACCAGCCGGAACUUACGUGA